Messenger RNA from Gigantopelta aegis, 672 nucleotides. RefSeq lists its product as uncharacterized. Bases 1 to 672 code for a protein of 223 amino acids. The transcript has 4 exons. Gene Ontology annotation, molecular function: peptidase inhibitor activity. Gene Ontology annotation, cellular component: extracellular region. The record is from RefSeq and is a predicted model, not a curated record. NCBI's taxonomy places the organism in Eukaryota, Metazoa, Mollusca, Gastropoda, Neomphalida, Peltospiridae.
AUGUCAGCGCCCUUGAAUAAUCCCACAGCGUACUGUCUGGUCGGAGAGCCACUCAGAGACCUAGACGGAAACGUGGUGUAUUCUGGGAGAGGCAGCCCGCCCAACAGAUGUCCUCCGGCAACCGAACCGUUCAUCUCACCCACAGACAGGUUCGCGGUCUGCUGCUGGCGUAAUGCUUCUCAAGAAAACAUCACUGGGCUGGAGACUACGAAGCCAGGAAUCUGUCCCAAGCCGCGCGGACCUGGGCAGUGCCGAGACUCGUGUCGCAAUGACAGCACGUGUCCCGGGGACCUCAAGUGCUGCCAGAACGGGUGUGGAGUGUCGUGCAUGCGCCCAGCCGCCAACCUCACUGACCCUUGUCUAACACAGGUGAGUCCUUACAACCUCACCGACCCCUGUCUAACACAGGUGAGUCCUUACAACCUCACCGACCCCUGUCUAACACAGGUGAGUCCUUACAACCUCACCGACCCCUGUCUAACACAGGUGAGUCCUUACAACCUCACCAACCCUUGUCUGACACAGGUGAGUCGUUACAACUUCACCAACCCUUGUAUAACACAGGUGAUUCGUUACAACCUCACAUACCCCUGUCUAACACAGGUGAGUCGUUACAACCUCACCGACCCUUGUCUAACACAGGUGAGUCAUUACAACCUCACCGGCCUCUAA